CCAAAUGUAUUCUAGUAAGCGGCCAGUGCCGGUGCGGAUUGGUGCGGAUACGUACGCGGUAGGAGUGCUCAGGAGUUUCAUAUUUCUCACCUAACAAGAAGAAAGUGUCGAAUGUCCUUUGAAAGCAUCUGUACAAAUAUAUUAAUUAUUAAAGUGCAUUGUGACGGUAGAUAAUUAAGAGCAGUUUACAAAACACAAAAAUCACAAUCAGAAUGUAACCGAAGAAUUUCUUUUGUGAGUGGAUACACAACAGGUAUAACAAAAGUCGGUGAUCCAUAUUGUACGCAAUAGAGUUGCAGAAAAGUUUUUGACAAUUCUUUUAAAACGCUUUGACAAUCUCAAAAUUUUUCAUUCAAUUUUUUAACUUCGUCGUGCAGUGUAGAACACUAAAAUGAUUUAUUUUGAAGUGUAUUCCCGUACAAAUGCUAACCGUUAAUCAAUUGAAUAUAAUCUUUAAAAUUAAUAAUAAUCUUUACCAGUGUAAUCGUGAUUCUCUGUGUAAUCAUGAGUAUCGUCCUUGCGCUUAGUUGAGGACCAGCGUGUAAAUUGGGUUCAGAGAAAUUCGGAUGCAGUUGCGUACUGUUAGUGGCAUUAAAAGCGUCGCGGCGCCGGGCUUUCUGAUCUCGAAAUACACGGGCGCGAGAGCGUCCCGGCUAGAGUUUCUGAAAGAGGACGAAGACGCAGAAAAAGAGGUAGCCAGAAGAUUCACAAGAAGAGGAUGCGAGUCGUUCCCAUCGACAAAGGGGACGACCAAGAGGAUGCAGAGGUGAACCAGUGUCGCGACGAUAUCGCUCUUGGAAUAACCAGAGUAUAAAAGGACUCACUCUUGUUAAUUACAUCAAACCAUUAAAAUGAACUGGAAUUUCAUGGAAUCUUCUAAAAAUCUUCGUACAAGUUAUUAAUACGCAGACGCGAGAUGCGCAGCGAGGUAGGCGAAUGGCUGGCCACGUGCGUUGGCUCGCCCAUCUGUAUAUUGCUGUUAUCCUGGUCUCUACUGAUCUAUCAGAACCAGCCGUCCACGUCGAAGAGACGUAUAGACGUCCUGGUCGUCGCAGUCCUUUCCGAGAGUCUAGCCCAUCAGCUGGGACUGCUGCUCUACGCAAUACUGACUCUGAUCAAGCCAGUCAAUCAUUUUGGAGAACUUUGUUCCACCCUGGUGUGGAUAUUGAACACCUCCAGCGUACUGCAGGAAUUGACGCUGACGACAAUCGCCAUAUUCUCAGUGAUUGAGAAAAAUAAUAUUAAUUUUACCAAAAAUCAUCUAAAGUAUCAUCUGGUCAGUCUAAGCGUGAUAAGUGCCUGCAUAGGCGUCACUGGCGUCCUCAAUUUUGAGCCAGACAUUUGCGUCUUCCUGGCGCAUGAGAUCUCGGUGAAGUAUGGAAUAUUUCUCAACUCCUUGAGAGCUCUUUUGAUCCUGACAUCCGUCCUGGGACUGUUGGUGAGCAUCCUGAGGAAUGUCUUUCAUAAGCCAAAGGGAGAGCUACUGAAGUCUGUCUCGGACCUGUCGGAAACGAGCUCCAAGAACUCUUCGGGCGCUUUCGAAUGUCAUCCUCAUAACUGGGAUCCAUCCAAUAUCUCAUGCACAAGCGGUUCCACGAAUAGCAGAGCAUGUCUAAGGAAGCAAAAGAUCCAUGUGGAUGAGUGCACGGGUUCCUCCACGGUCUACAGCAUCCUUUUUGUCUGUUACGUCUUCAACCAUCUGCCAGUUUUGGUUGUGUCCGUAAAACCAGAUCUACUGAGGGGCUUCUGCAGCACGCAGAACCUCGCCACAUGGCUACCUCUUCUUCAGGAUGCCUUACUUCCGGUGUUCCUUGCCAUUUUUGAUAGAAUGUUCUGCCGCUACGUUGCCAGGGUCUACACGAAGCAGGAUCACGCCAGGAAACUGUCCCACGCUGGUGUCGAUGGGAAAUUUAGGCACUUCGAGCAGGAUGCUGAGUAUAAGCUACAGCUCAAUCUUAAUCACGGUCUGAAAUUCCCUCUGACUAACGGAAGUCUCUACGGGAGAUUGCACAAUCAUCAGAAUCGAGGAAGGACAGGUACUAUUACUAUGGGGGUACAGCACUAUCCCAGAUCCCAAUCCGUAAAUGAGGAGAGUGCUUAUGCAUCACUUCCGGCGGAGCUGACAUCCUUUACGAGUUCAACCUUCGAGCCGCGCCAGGAGCCCACGAAGAUGACGAGUGAACAGCAGCAGCAAAUUCCGCGAAUACGGAUUAAUGAUAAUUUUGAAUUUGGUACCAAGAGGAAAAUUGGUAGUACUGAUGUCUUUGGACAGAAUAUGGAGAACCUUGUUCAAUUAGAGGAACCGGACAGACGUAACUUCGCCAGAAGCCUAGAAGAGAUACGUGAGGAAUCCAUUGGGAACCGGAUGCGAAAUGUCCUCUUGGAUUUGGAACAUCUCAAUGAUCUGGAGAAUAGCGAUAUAAAGGAACGUUUUGAAUCCUGCCGUGGUCAUAAUGAAGAUUUCAUGAGAGGAUCAACCAGUGAGAAACGUAUUUUACAUAGAAAUCAGAGUUUGGAUCAUGGCAGGUAUCCUAAAGAUUCCAGAACAUUUGUUAAGAGGGAUCUUACCAGAAACAGGGAUCAGAUUCAGGAACAGGAAUGUGGAUAUGAGACCUCAGAUGAUGAGAGCUGUUGCACUGAUAAUCCUGACUAUGACGACACUAUCAGCUCUUGCAGGAGCAGAAGUCGCAGUUGUUGUUCAGUAACGACAGUAGCCAAUGAUGAUUUUGAAUAUUAUCAGCGUAAGGAGACUAAGAUAGAGUUACUUCCAGCUAAGAGGACAAGUGACAUCACCACAAACAUGAGAUCCUUUACUCCAAAGAUCAUUGAUAGUGGAUCCAUCAUUGACAAGAGGAAGAUCAAGAUCGACACAAGACCAAUUGUUCACUCGUAUCGUUUAAAGAAGAAAAUGACACCUGGUUAUUCAAUGAAUGACCUGGACAAGUUUAUUCCUGAAUCCAGAUUGCCAAAUAUCUCUAUGGAGAGCCUCAGGAAUAUUCUGAUCAAUUCUGGAAUCAGUUAUCUGGAUAAUGGAGAACUCUGCAGGCAUGACAUUGGCGGUUCUGCACCUGACUUUACAAAAAUCUUUGUUACAGAAUUUAUAUGAGAAAAGUUUUGAAAAUCACGGAUAACGCCUAAAUUUUCCUUAAAAAAAAAACCCUUACAAAACAGAUAAUGGCGUUUUAAUCAAUACUGUUAAGUGGUGUGUUUUAAAUUAUGCGUAUGUAUAUACCUUGUACAUUUGUAACCUAUUAUUUAAAUGCAAUAUUCAUUAUAUAGUUUAUUAUAA
Cephus cinctus (wheat stem sawfly) is the source of this 3289-nucleotide messenger RNA. RefSeq lists its product as uncharacterized. The coding region runs from base 917 to 3106 and encodes 729 amino acids. The record is from RefSeq and is a predicted model, not a curated record. The transcript is spliced from 6 exons. Lineage: Eukaryota; Metazoa; Arthropoda; Insecta; Hymenoptera; Cephidae.